UAGAACUGUCUAAUCACAGAAUGGCACCACUGAAGCAUAGGCUGUCACCAGCUGCUAGUUUGUUAAACAGGAAACUAAAACCAAGAACCCCUCCACUGCUAGAAACUGAUGUCGAAAUCACUGGAGACUGGAGAAGCAUAGAGACAAAUAAGGCAAAAUGAAAAAAUCAGUAUAAUUUGGGGGCCUGGGAGCUGCAACCACUUUGUGAAAAUGGCACUGUGCUUAUCUGUGAUAGAAGACAAUGGCCACAAACAGCAGUGACGUUGUCACCCCAGAUGGACACACACUAAAGAGGAGUAGGUGACACUGUCUGCAAAUUUUAGAAGGGAGGGAAAUAAGUGGUAGUGAGUUACUAUUGGAGGCAUGAUCUAAAGCUGAUUGAAGUCACUGAGAGCCCAGGGAGCAAGGUGCUGCACACACAUGUAGUGAAAAGCAGUCACUGCCCCCGAAAUCUUACAGUCUUAUGGGAAGCUACAGCAGAGCAGGCAGGAGAUAAAUACAGAACUGGAUAUGGGGGCAAGGAGAUGGGAAGCAAAGGCCAGCCUCUGUUAGCAGCGUGUUACUCUUGAUUCCUAGAAAACGACGUGUCCUGAUUCCUCCAAACCGGUUAAUAAGAAUCAGUGAAAGGUCACAAUGAAAUGAGAUAUUUCCUCCCCCUCUCAGCUUUUAAGAACUGCAUCUGUGGCAGGGACCAGGUGGGUGUGAAAACACCAAAAAUAGGAAGUUCAGAGACCGAGUCUCACACUUCAGCUCCACGGUGUUCAGGGCUGUAUCUGCUCCUUGAAAGGAGGCAUAUAUGGGUGUGGAAGCUGAAGUUCAGAGGACAACAGGUAUAGGGGAUACCCCAAUUUCAUUAUUUCCCAUGGGGAUCCAUUCCAGUCUUGGACAGCCAUGGUCAUUGCUGAUUCCUGUAUGUGUAAAGACGCUCCAGCUGCCAGGGAGUGAGAACUGAGAGGGUCAGUGAUCCAUCUGCUGUGAGGCGGCUGUCCCACCAGCAGCUCUUGGCUCAGGUGACAAAGAAGGAGUUAACAAGUGUGAUUGCAAGAACCCCAGGCCAGUGACCAGCCCAGAGCACAGGGAGCAGGACUGAGCUGGUGGGCGCAGGCUGGUGUGAAGAUGAAGUUGUUCUGCAGUGCUCUGCUGGCUCUGUGCUGGGCUUUCAGGGUUGGAGAAUCUCGAGAGAGUCUCCCGAUGCAGAGCCUGCGCUGCUACAAUGACUACACCUCCCGGACGACCUGCACGUGGCAGGAGUGCACAGCGGCACGUCGCUUCAUCCAGGUGACUCUUCACCAUGAGGACAAUAUAGACAAGAGAAGCACACAGAUCCCAUGUGAGCCUCAGGGAGGCAAGGAGUUGCCGAUCUGCCAGGACUCCUGUGUCUGCUGGAGCUGCCACAGGAACAGCACCCAUUUUGGACUUCGGGUGAACGACAAUUACAGUUUCAAACCUGAUCGGUUGCUGCAGGCUGAGCUGAACGUCAGCCUCUUCCAGAAUGUCCAGACCCUCCCACCUCAGAAAUGUUCGAUCAAUGGCACAGAAGCAGCCUGGGAAGCAGCUGGAGGGAGAAAGAGAAGAUACCGGCUGCCCAAUGCACUGGAGCUUGACAUGACCUACAAGCGGGAGUGGGAAUCCUGGGAGAAAUCUUCCUCAGUGUCAGUCGCAAAAUCCUCCCACUGCUUGAUGAGGUGUAAUGCCCUUGUGCCAGACAGAACCUACGUUUCUCGUGUGCGAUCCAAGCCAAGCCAGGGCGCUGGUUGGUCUGGACAGUCCAGCGAAUGGAGCACUGCCGUGUCCUGGAAGUCCCAGGAAGGGGAUGAGGCUCAGCCCAAGAACCUUCACUGCCUCUUCAAUGGGGUUGAUCGGCUAAUGUGCAGCUGGAAAGUGAGGACAGAAGUCACCAGCUCUGUCUUGUUCACGCUCUUCUACAGAACCCCACCGGCAUCAGAAGAGACAGAAUGCUCUCCAGUCCAUGAGGAGGAAUUGCCUAGCAGCCACUACCUGUUCCACAGCUGUGAGAUCUAUGUCACCAACCCCAGCAGGCUGAGCCAGUACCUCAUAACUGUCCGGCCCAAGGAGGAGGAGAAACUGAUAGAAGCCUCCCAAAACAUCAAGCCGCUUGCGCCUGUCAACGUGACAAUGACAAAGACGAAAGACCAGGAGUAUGAGCUGAGAUGGACAAAACAGAUCCUAAGAUAUAACCAUAUAGGCCAGAGAUAUGAAUUCUUGUAUUGGAAGACUGGUGACUCUUUGGAGAAUGCCCAGAUUGUAAACAUUAUCAAUGACAAGCCUCCCCGCAUCUUCAUCCUGCAGAUGCUGGAGCCCUCCACACACUAUAGGGGAAAAAUGCGGGCGAGGGUGCACUCGGAUGGCUACAAGGGGCCCUGGAGCGAGUGGAGUGAGGAGUGCACCUGGGAAACUGAGAGUGUUUCUUCACCACUGAUCCUCCCACUGCUGGUCCCAGCCUUCACCAUCAUGCUGAUAGCAUUUGGCUGGUGUGGUUAUAGAUGCCUACUCAGCAAGAAGAAAAAAUGGGAGGAAAAGAUUCCAAAUCCCGGCAAGAGCCAGCUGCUCCAGAGCUACUUCCAGAAAGGACCGCUCAGGAUUCCGCUGCCGAGCAGCCAGCUGGGCUUUGGCAAGCAGAGCCCUUCCGAGAAGACAGACGUGGUCAGCUGCAUCCAAGUGCUGGAUGGACCAAUGAAAGUAAGUUCAGCACAGCUCCCUGCAGCCAUGGCCGAUAGGAGGAUGUGCGUCCUUGGUGCACUGGACCCAGAGAACCCAUGUCCAAUUCUUGAAAUGGCAACUCCAGCUCCACAUCCUGUAGCCAUGGCUGGCUGCCAUUCAAGUCAGGGCACCAGUCAGUCCCUGUCGCCAGCCACGCUCCCCUGGAGGAGCAGUGCUAAGGUCAUUGCUUCUCAGGCACCCAUGUCCUGCUUUGACUUUAAUGGUCCAUACUUGCACUUCCCCCAUGGGUGCUCCCUGUCUGACAUUCAUCAGGACUGGGAAACUGCCCCACCCCAGGGAGCCCCUUCCCAGACCCUGCUGGUGGGGGAGGAGAGAGGAGCAGCUCAGCUCCACCCCAUCUCUGCUCAGAAAGAGAUGAAGCAGCCCCUUGCUGGAAGGCAAGAAGGGCCACAAGGCCAACCAGCAGGUGGGGUGGCGCAAGGGGACACCGAAGGUCAAAGGUCACCAAUUGCUGCCAUCUUAAACAAGUCCUGUCAGAAAUGGCCAGUGGGAUACGUCACCUCGGAAAAUCUGUCACUGAUGCCAGCAAGAUACUCUGCCCAUCUGUCCCAUGUACUGGCCCCGGCGGAGGGAAUGCUCACUGCUGCUGCCAUGUUGACAUCCAACCCAUGACGGCCCCAGGCCAUGUCGGGCACCUCCAUCACUGCAUUGGGCCCUGAGACAACUGAUGUCGCACUCCCAGUUUCAUCUCCAGCAUCAGCCACUCCCUCUGGAGCGCACCAGCAUAUAUUUGGGAGUCACGUACGUUCCUCCAGGCCCCGCAUGGCACCUCAAAACCCAUCAGUGUUUCCUGACCCUUUCUGUCAGAGGGGGUUGAUACUUCUAAAGCAGAGCCUGUGCACGAGAGUAACGUGGUCAUGUUCAACCCCGAUGACACUGGGCCAGUUUUUCUACACGAGAUGGAGGACUACUGCUUCUUUCCUAGCCUCAAACCCACACACAGGCCAUUCAGCUCAUCAGAACUCAAAAGUGUGACGCUUACUUUGCAUUACCACUAUGGGAAGGACCAAAACCAGCUGUCAGGGCCAGGGAACUCUGCUAACUCUGGGAGAGGACUGGUGAAGACAAGAGAGCAGGUGACUGGAUGAAAAUUCCACCAUUCAAAGAAUGUCACCUCUAUUGUUUCCCCCCCUGUUCUCCACCCCUCUUACACUGGGAAACAAAAAUAGCAAUUCUUCUUUCCAGCCCUCUCCACUCCCAAAGGGGGUGGAAGACAUCAAUCAGUACUAUGUUCUCCUCAGCUAUAUUAGUAUAUUUGGAUACAGAAACCAGGAAAUAUAUCCCCAUUGGAGAGAGCUGCUCAUUACACACACUCUAAUCCCCUUGCCAUUACCAUGUUAGUCUUGCUAUGGUUCUGGUGCAGAACAUAAUGUUGAGUUCAAUGCAAACUUCACGGCAUGAAUGAUCAAACUGCAUGUCACCGAUAAGACUCUGUCACAAGCACCUGGAAUGAAAUGCCUCGCAUUCUUUAAACAGAUCUAGGUUAUUUAGAGAGAUAAUACUCAUCCAGAAGAAUUGGUGUUGGAAGGGUGUAGAUACCAAGGAGGGAUUGGAAUUGUUGAGUAUGGGACAAAGUGGGUCAGAGUAAGGGAUGAAACAGAAACAGAGAAAUUUGACUGGGGAUCAGGAAACCUUUCCUAAUUGUGACGUCUACUAUCCUGUGGAAUAAUGUCCUUAGGGAAGCAGUGGAAGACCAAUCAUAGGAGAUAUAAAACUAGAUUGGAGAAAACAAUGGAGAAUAUACAUUAUUGCAGGGAAAGCUGGGGGGAAGAGGCUCUUAAGAUGGACAAGCUACGAUUUAAUUGGUCUGUUCUAUCUCUAAUUCAGAGCAAUCUAGGGUGACCAGAUCGCAAGAGUGAAAUAUCAGGACACGUUGGGCGAG
Molecule: messenger RNA, 4624 nt
Organism: Trachemys scripta elegans
Lineage: Eukaryota; Metazoa; Chordata; Testudines; Emydidae
Product: cytokine receptor common subunit beta-like
Biological process (GO): cytokine-mediated signaling pathway; immunoglobulin mediated immune response
Cellular component (GO): external side of plasma membrane
Molecular function (GO): cytokine receptor activity; protein binding
Source: RefSeq, a predicted model, not a curated record